AUGUCCACAAAAAUGACGAAUUUCAACUCCAGCUUGGCCUAUGAAAUAUUACUUUACUUGAACUCUUUUUAUUUAGGAAUGUUCUUCGUAUGUGAAAUAGCUAUGGGGAUUUUAAAAGCAAUAAACGUAUCAUAUCCCGAAAACGCACUGUUGACUGAGGCUGGAAUAUUUAGUGCGUUAUGCCUUCUUGAAGUUAUUCGUAUAUUUUUAGGUAGACGAGGCAAUUUAGCCAGUACAAAACUUCCAGUUUUCUUCUCAGUGAUAUUAACAAUACCUUGUGCUGUAGGAGUCUGCUAUUUCCUAAUAUACCAGACAUAUAUUUUACGUCUAGAAUACAUUUGGUGUGCCGUAAUGUUAAUAUUCCAUGCUUUAGAGCUGACUUUUGCGGUUUUAUUCAUUUUUACUGUGUGUAAGAAUCAACAGUAUGAAUAG
Molecule: messenger RNA, 432 nt
Organism: Danaus chrysippus (African queen)
Lineage: Eukaryota; Metazoa; Arthropoda; Insecta; Lepidoptera; Nymphalidae
Source: the annotation of a GenBank genome assembly